This is a messenger RNA of Penicillium pulvis, 2172 nucleotides long. RefSeq lists its product as uncharacterized. The transcript has 3 exons. NCBI's taxonomy places the organism in Eukaryota, Fungi, Ascomycota, Eurotiomycetes, Eurotiales, Aspergillaceae. Gene Ontology annotation, biological process: glucan catabolic process. The coding region runs from base 1 to 2172 and encodes 723 amino acids. The record is from RefSeq and is a predicted model, not a curated record. Gene Ontology annotation, molecular function: beta-glucosidase activity.
AUGUCAUGGACAGAGAAGGUCAAACAACUUGGUGGUAUCCGCCAGGUACUUGGUGAAAACAUGUCUUUCAACAAGACAAAUUUUGGUAUCUUCAACGAAGCACAAAAUGGGAAUAUAGGAUAUGGUAAUCAAUUCAAUCCCGCUAUCCCGGCCUUACAGCUGGUGAACGAGCUCCGUGAGAAUCAGACUGCGUCAGGACUCGGUAUUCCCUAUGUCCUUGUGACAGAUUCUAUCAAUGGGAUCUAUUUGUUUAAUGGGACCUUGUUCCCCAGUACAUUAUCGAUGGCAUCAUCGUUCAAUGUUCCUCUCUAUGGAGAGGUUAUCGCUUCGAUCCGAGAAGAGUGCAAGGCAAUAGGUAUCAACUGGGUUCUAUCACCAGAAUUGGAUGUUGUGACGGAUCCUCGAUAUGGUCGGGUGGGCGAAACAUAUGGUGAAGAUCCAUACUUGAAUGGUGAAUUUGGCUUGAAGUAUGUUCAAACCAUACAAGAGAAAGAUAAAAAUGGGUUUAUGAAGGUCGCAGCCACAAUCAAGCAUUUUGUUUAUGGCUGGGAGGCUGGAGGUGUUAACACGGCGCAUCAGUAUGGGGGAAUCAAUCAUGUCUACAACGAUAUGCUGCCUCCAUUCAUAAAAGCCAUAUCCGAAGGUAAUCCAGCCUCUUUGAUGGUCUCCUAUGCUAGUCUUGAUCGGGUUCCGAUGUCUGCGAACAAGUUCAUGCUUCAACGGGUUCUCCGAGACGACCUCGAGUUCGAAGGAAUUAUCAUGUCUGAUGCUGGAGCACUGAAUGACCUAGCAGGGGAGUUUAGAAUCGCCCAGACUUCUCAAGAUGCCGCGAUCUUGGCUGUCAAGGCAGGUAUGCAGAUGGAACUUUCACCUGGAGAAGAGUCUGCCACGCAGACGCUGGUCAAUGUGACAAACGACGCCGAGAUCACAGCCUUGGUGUCGAAUGCUACAUUCAAAAUUCUCGAGCUCAAAUUCAAACUUGGACUUUUUGAUUUACCUCUGCCCUCAGUCGAAAAUGCUACCAAGAUCCUGCGUGCACCGGCCCAUCUCGAAGCAGCUCGCAAUAUGUCCCGCGAAUCCAUCGUACUGCUUCAGAAUGAUGGCCUUCUCCCUCUGAAGAACACAUCCCGCACCGUCGCAGUAUUAGGACCAUAUGCCUCAAUCAUCGAUCCGGGCUCCUACGCUCCCCACAGUACAGCGGAUGAAACCCACGGCAACUCCCUUCUCCAAAGCCUCCAAAACGCUCUCGGCUCCGAAAACAUCAUUCAUGAACCAGGCGUAGAUUUCCUCGACAGAUCAAACCGCACCGGCAUAGCCAGCGCAGUUACUGCAGCCAAAUCUGCCGACUUGGCCAUCCUAUCUGUAGGCUCACUAUCAGUCUACUCAAGCGAUCCCCUAUACGACAAGCGCACAGACGGAGAGUUUUUCGCACACGCCGACCUAGGUUUCCCAGGUCUCCAACAAGAAUUGAUAGACGCAGUCGUCGACACAGGCGUCCCUACAGUCAUAGUUCUCAACGGUGGACAAGCAUUCGUUCUGAACAACUCGACCCUCCGCGCAAAUGCAAUCUUACACACAUUUUUGGCGGGCGAAUAUACUGCCGACUCGGUUGUGGAGAUUCUAUCCGGACAGGUGAAUCCCAGCGGUAAACUUCCUAUCAGUCUUCCGCAGGCGAAUGGCGCGUUCCCUGUUGCGUAUAACUGGUUACCAUCUGAUAACCACGGAGGAUCUUCAGGCAGUCCAAUCUAUGGGUCGUCGGGUUGGCAGUUUCCGGCCAUUACGAUUGAGCCGCCUAUGGCGUUUGGAUUUGGGCUUAGUUAUACCUCGUUCAACAUGACGGCUGAGGUGAAGGAGGUCACGGAUGGAGGUGAUCCGACAUUUCAAGUUUCGGUUAAUGUGACGAAUACGGGGAGUGUGGCUGGGAAGGAGGUUGUGCAGCUUUAUUUCCGGCAGAGUUUAUCGACGAUUGAGUUGCCUGUUAAAAGGCUUAUUCGCUUUGUUAAGAUCGGCCUUGGAGCUGGACAGUCGGAGGUUGUCACUUUUGUGGUCCCGCAGGAAGAGAUGGGGUAUUAUUUGAAUAUGGAGUGGACUUUGGAGAAGGGCAGUUAUACUUUUUAUGUUGGGUCUAGUUCAAAGAGUGACGAUCUGCAGGAGUGGGAUGUCGCGAUAUAG